Messenger RNA from Rubroshorea leprosula, 2202 nucleotides. Lineage: Eukaryota; Viridiplantae; Streptophyta; Magnoliopsida; Malvales; Dipterocarpaceae. The record is from the annotation of a GenBank genome assembly.
GUUUUUAAUAAAUUCAUGAUUAUGCAUACUAGAUGGUUUAACCUUCUUAUGGUUUAUACGUGCUUGAUUUUAGAACAUCUUAUUUCUAUUUAAACAAGCUAAAACUAGUUUUGUCUACCCAUGAUGAUCAUGUAUAAUGUUAUAUGCCUGGUUGCCAAUGGGGCUACGCAUUGGCCAUGUCAACAUGUUAUUUUGCUUGUUAUAGACCGAAGCUAGCCAGUGUCCUGAUAUUCAUGUUUCUUGCAUGAUAUAUUGUGGCAGACUUCCUGUACUUGUUCCUGAAAAAUAUAUUUUGACACAAUAUUUAAUACAUGAUUAGUCUGUUUUAAGUUCUAGCAUUGAGACAAAGCUCUAUGAUUCAGUUUUGAGUCUUAAUUAAUUAUUUGAAAUUCUGAACAUGUAUGGCAUGCAUACUGAGUUGUGCUCACACCUGCAACAAACAUUUUUAAGUACUGCCUAGAGGCAGGACGACGGGAUAUAUGGGUUGAGACGUAACUAGAUAGUUAUUUUGUUUUUAGGUUUAAUAAUUAAGAUUGAGAUUUUCAUGACUCGAGUUUGGAGAUUUGUGUGAUUUUAUCAUUGGAGACAAUAAAAAGUUAUUAUUUGAGUUUUGUAAAUAUUUGGAGUUCAUUGAGUUUCAGUGGAGAAACUUGGAUGGAAUUAUAUUUUGGAGUUAUAUAGAUGUGUAUACUUGUAAGUAGGUUAGCAGGUUCAGAGCCUUGGAUGUCUGUAGAAAUACUCUGCAGGUGUACGGCGUCUGCAUGCUCCUGGUUUCGGGAGGUGAUAGCGACCUUGUCAUCGACCCGCAACAUGGGAUUUUGGAGUCCAAAACUUGCCAAAUCUGGACGGCUUUGAACAUCACAAGCAAAAGCAGGGGAUGUCUGUGCCAAAACCUGGACAGAGCUAAAACAGAAGAUGAAACAGAGGAAAACAGAGACCUCCAUUGCAAAAACAGGGGAGUUCAUUUUGAGUGAUCUUAACAUGAUACCCAGAAGUUAAAUUUUAUAGAGGGAGAGGAGUUGAAUGAUUUUAUAAGAAGAUAUGCUGUUUUUUAGCAGCCCCUGAUGGAAAUGCAUUAAAUUGGGGGUUUGUUUUUUUGGCAGGGAAAACUGAAAUGAGGAUCAGAGAGGGAGUAUCUGAAAGUUAUAUUUGGAGUUUUAGGAAGUAAAGAGGGACUGCAUGAAUGUGAAGAAAGAGAAGAGAAGGAGCAGUAUAGGAAAUGGUGUAUAAGGGGCUAAAUUUAUUGAAGGUCUUGAAAGUUGAGAUUUUUAGGUAUUUUGUAUUAGUCACGGGAGGGAUGUGGUGGCUUGUAGCUCCAUUCUUUAGCUACCUACUUGGUUAAAGACCAUUUGGAUUGUUCUUAUAUAUAACUCUAAUAACUUACAUAAUACAUUAAUAAUUUUAUUCGAUAUUUUUUUUCUCUUCUUAGGAAAACUAUUUUCAGCUUAUUCAUGUGCAUUUAUGUUUCAGAUUUCGUCUUUCAUAUCCUAGGCAGAUACUGCAAGAAUAUGGAAACUUAUGUAACAGACUUGUGAAGGAGAAUCACAGGUUGUAUUCAAGUGUUUAGAUGAUGAUGAUGGUGUGAGGAAAUGUAUCAAGUCCAAAUUUGAUAACUGCAAUGGAUAUUCGAGGAUAAUAAAUUACACCGCUCCAUAGAAUAUGGAGGAAAGAGAAGUUGAAGGACUUGGAAUGCACACUUAUAUGAGUUCCAUAACAAUGGUGUAUCAUAAUGACAUUAAUGGGCCGCGAAGGAGAAGGAUGGACAAUAGAUGGACAUGGAUGUACUUGAGGAUCCACUUGUAGUUGACAUUGGAGAUCCGAUGCUGGAUUGGAGCAAUGAAAGGUUCAGAUCAGCAGAACACUAUGUUAUUUUGAAGCCAUUCAUUGAUUGAUCCUCCUGUACAUUCUUCUAAUGAUUUGACGAUGAAAAGAUGAUCUUUGUCCCAGCUGAAGUUUUAGGAGGUAUUGAUUUUGUUAUGGAAAGCGGUUGCCUGCUAUGGCCAAUUCUUGCUCUUCAUUUUUAGUAUGUACAUGAAACAUAUGAAUCAUUAGAAUUGUGGAGAUCGUGAUUACAUGCAUGGAGUGUGAAUGAUGUGCUUUGUAUUUUGCAUGGGAAGUAUACUGGGUUUACAUGUACAUUGAGCGUGAUUUCUUACCCUUUUUGUGAUUUUCAAGGAAAAAAAAUAAAAAACAAAAUCUUGU